Gekko japonicus is the source of this 3696-nucleotide messenger RNA. It is a transcript of the gene PWP2, whose product is annotated as PWP2 periodic tryptophan protein homolog (yeast). Lineage: Eukaryota; Metazoa; Chordata; Lepidosauria; Squamata; Gekkonidae. The record is from RefSeq and is a predicted model, not a curated record. Bases 51 to 2792 code for a protein of 913 amino acids. The transcript has 21 exons. Gene Ontology annotation, molecular function: protein binding. Gene Ontology annotation, biological process: maturation of SSU-rRNA from tricistronic rRNA transcript (SSU-rRNA, 5.8S rRNA, LSU-rRNA); ribosomal small subunit assembly. Gene Ontology annotation, cellular component: small-subunit processome; Pwp2p-containing subcomplex of 90S preribosome.
CUUUUUUCUGAUGUGUGCGUGAUUCCAGCGUGGGGAUCGGCGGCGCGAGGAUGAAGUUCGCUUACAAGUUCUCCAACUUGCUGGGCACAGUUUACCGAUGCGGAAACCUGACUUUCACUCCAGAUGGGAAUUCUCUGAUUAGUCCUGUGGGAAACAGAAUUACUGUCUUUGAUUUGAAAAAUAACAAGUCUGAGACGCUACCACUGGCAACCCAAUACAAUAUCACAUGUGUGGGACUCUCUCCAGAUGGAAACCUUGCCAUACUUAUCAAUGAAGUGGGAGCUGCCUUGCUUGUCAGCUUGAUCAGUAAAUCUGUGAUUCACCAGUUCCAUUUUCAGAAACCUGUACACAGUGUCUGCUUCUCCCCAAAUGGAAAGAAAUUUGUAGUCACAAAGGACAAGGUUGCUCUGAUGUACCAUGCCCCAGGAAAGAAACGAGAAUUUAACGCGUUUGUUCUUGACACAACAUACUAUGGUGCAUAUGAUGAAACAACAUGCAUAGACUGGACUGAUGAUUCAAAAUGUUUUGCAGUUGGCAGCAAGGAUAUGUCAACAUGGGUUUUUGGUGCAGAACGAUGGUCCAAUCUGAUUUAUUAUGCUCUGGGAGGUCAUAAGGAUUCCAUUGUUUCCUGCUUUUUUGAAGAAAACAGUCUAGAUCUAUACACUAUUAGUCGAGAUGGGGCUUUGUGUGUAUGGCAGUGUGACACGGAACUAAAUGGCUUGAAACCCAGAGUGUCCAAACAACAGACUGAAGACAGAGAGGAAUUGGCAAAAGAUCAAGAGGAAGAGUUCACAGAGGAGCAGCAGGGCAAAACGAUUCAAGGGAAAGUCAACGAAAAUGAACAAGAAAGUAGAAAGAAAGUAAAAUACUCAUGUGCUGCCAAGUAUUUUUUCAACAAAGAAGGAGAUUUUAACAAUCUGACCGCUGCAGCUUACCACAAGAAGACCCAUCUGCUUGUCACUGGCUUUGCUUCUGGAAUUUUUCAUCUCCAUGAGCUUCCAUACUUCAACCUCAUCCAUUCUUUAAGCAUUUCAGACCAGAAGAUUGCAUCUAUUUCUAUCAACAGUACCGGUGACUGGAUCGCCUUUGGAUGCUCAGGUCUGGGACAGCUCUUGGUGUGGGAGUGGCAAAGUGAGUCCUAUGUGUUGAAGCAGCAAGGCCACUUCAACAGUAUGGUGUCCCUUGCAUAUUCUCCAGAUGGACAAUAUUUGGUGACUGGUGGGGAUGAUGGGAAAGUUAAGGUAUGGAACACCAACAGUGGUUUCUGCUUUGUUACCUUUACAGAACAUACUAGCACCAUAUCUGCUGUAACAUUUACCUCCUCUGGUUAUGUCAUUUUGAGUGCGUCUCUGGAUGGAACAGUGCGAGCCUUUGAUCUUCACAGGUACCGCAAUUUCCGCACAUUUACAUCCCCUCGACCAACUCAGUUCUCCUCCUUAGCUGUUGACAGCAGUGGUGAGAUAGUUUCAGCUGGUUCACAGGACUCUUUUGAAGUAUUUGUAUGGUCCGUACAGAGUGGACGACUCUUGGAUGUCUUAGCUGGCCAUGAAGGCCCCAUCAGUAGCCUGUGUUUUAACCCAAUGAAGUGUGUUCUAGCAAGUGCCUCUUGGGAUAAAACAGUCAGAUUGUGGGAUAUGCUGGAUAGCUGGAGGACCAAGGAAACCCUAGCACUGAACUCAGAUGUACUUGCUGUUGCUUUUUCCCCGGAUGGUAAUGAACUUGCAGUUGUUUCCUUGGAUGGACAAAUAACCUUCUGGGAUCAUGAAAAUGCAGUGCAGACUGGCUCAAUUGAAGGAAGACAUGAUCUACAGACAGGGAGAAAGGAACUGGACAAAAUAACAGCCAAGCAGGCUGCUAAGGGGAAAUCCUUCACUGCUCUCUGUUACUCAGCUGAUGGGCAGUCCAUUCUGGCAGGAGGGAUGUCGAAGUUUGUUUGUAUUUAUCACAUCAAAGAACUGAUUCUUAUGAAGAAAUUUGAAAUAUCUUGCAAUCUUUCCUUAGAUGCAAUGGAGGAGUUUCUGGAUCGCAGGAAAAUGACUGAAUUUGGAAGCAUGGCAUUAAUAGAUGAAGGAACUGGGGAUGACGAUGGUGUGGCUAUUCCUCUUCCAGGGGUUAAAAGAGGUGACAUGAGUUCUCGACAUUUUAAACCAGAGAUAAGAGUGACUUGCCUUCGCUUCUCUCCUACUGGACGAAGCUGGGCAGCAACCACUACAGAAGGCCUUCUGAUCUACUCUUUGGACUCUGGUUUGGUCUUUGAUCCAUUUGACUUGGAAAUUGACAUCACCCCUAGCAAUGUUCACAAAGUACUACGUCAGAAGGAGUAUGCCAAGGCAAUUGUCAUGGCUUUUCGACUGAAUGAGAAGAAACUGAUUCAGGAAGUCUUGGAAAAUGUGCCAUAUAAUGACAUUGAGGUAAUCUGCUCAUCACUCCCAGAACUGUAUAUAGAAAAGAUGCUGGAAUUUUUGGCCUCUUCCUUUGAGACAUCUCGUCAUUUGGAAUUCUACCUCUUGUGGACUCAGAGAUUGCUUAUGUUGCAUGGGUGCAAGUUAAAAACAAGGUCAGGAAAACUGCUGCCUUCCAUUCAGUUUCUUCAGAGAACUAUUCAGCGUCACUUUGAAGAUGUUUCCAAACUUUGUGACUGGAAUCGCUAUAAUAUGAAAUAUAUUCUGGCCAUUUCACAACAACGGGGAAUGAAACGUACAGCAGAAGAAUCUGAAAAUGAUGAAGAGCUACAGAAUUUGGAAGAGUCCAGUAAUGAUUCUCUCAUGGAAGAAUCAGUUGUGCCUCCAUGAAAAUGACUUAUGUUAUUAAUUGUUGAAGACUUUUUAAAAAAAUCACACUGAUUUAAAAGGAGAACUGAACAGCCCUCAUAGUGACUUGUUUUGUACAAGUGAUAUGGAUGUGCAGCAACUUGAUUGAGGUAGUCUGCUGCCUCCUAAGUUGUGAUCUCUGUAUUCUUCUGAAAAAACAGAAUAACAGAACUUAUAUGUAGUUUUCAAGCAACAAAUGCCUAUGAUAAUCUGUCAGUCAAGAUCAACAUUUAUGGGGUAGAAUCUAAAGUUCCCCAACUAGUUUUCUUCUCAUGCUUGGAAAUGUGUUAACCUGCCUCCCUCCCCUUUCCAGUGUCAAAGUUAGGUGUCCUCCAGAUCUGCACAAGGGUUGAAGAAAGUAUCUCCCCCCCCCCUUGUUUGCAAAUGCUUUCUGCUUAAGUGUGGGGUAGGAGUUUGGAUCUCAGGCCUGGCUAUUUCUUUGACAUUAGGUAAAAUGUGUAAAAGUAAGAAACUCAUAUUGUAAAUUUUCUGUUCUGCCUCCCAACUGAUAGGAAAGAUUAGUGGUAGGAAGCCUUGAAAGUUCUGUAGUUGGGCUGCUUUUCAUAAUGCAGUAAGCAUGUGGUUCUCAGAGUACUGCAGUAGAUGUGUUUAUUAUUUGUGCACUUUGAUUACAAAAUCAGAGAAGAGAGACCAUGAGCUGGUAUUGUGUCUCUUAAGGCUACAUUUCCAUGCUUUUAUUUAAAAAGUGAAAGUUUUUUGUACUGUCUGGUAGUCUGUCCGUGCUGUUAGGCACAUCAGUUACAUAGCCAAGCAGUUUAGUUUUUCAGAGAACAGGAAGAUCUGAAGGUAUCUUUUCCUGUGCCAAAACUUGAGUGUGCAAGAGGCACUGUACCAGUCCUUCUCUAAAGGGAUUUUUACUUUUGUA